AAGAGAGGACAGGUUUGGCUAGGCUGAUGUUAUCCAGUUGUUUAAGUUAGCUUCAUGUGUCUAAAAUGUGAUUAUUUUUAAGGUAAUGCUAGCUUGAUAGCCAUCCGAAUAUGGCUCAAUUGCCCGUACAAGGACAUCGACAGUGAUGUCUUCACCUACCUAGUUUGCCUUGUACCCGAGGAGCCGAGAUCAAGAUGCUGCUGAAGAUGCCCCAGAAGCUGCUGAAGACUGCCCACUACAUAGAGCUGGGCAGCUACCAGCACUGGCCGGUGCUGAUACCUCAGAGGAUAAGACUCUACACCUAUGAACAAAUCCCCCUCUUCCUCAAAGAAAACCCCUACAUCACAGAUGGCUACAGGGCUCACCUGCCCUCCAAACUCUGCCUGAGGAGUAUUUUUAUUCUAUCUAAUGAGACGGUGAAUAUCUGGAGCCACCUGCUGGGCUUCCUGCUCUUCUUCUCUCUGGGGGUCAAUGACCUCUCCACAGUACUGCCAGCCUCCGGAGCUAACAGAGAGGACUAUGUCAUCUACGCUAUAGGACUGUUCUGCUUCCAGGUGUGCAUGUUGUGUUCAGUGGGGUAUCACCUGUUCUCGUGCCACCGAUCAGAGAAGACUUGCCGUCGCUGGCUGGCGUUGGACUAUGCAGGCAUCUCAGUUGGCAUCUUGGGCUGUUAUGUGCCUGGGAUCUUCUACGCUUUCUACUGUAAUGCUUUUUGGCGGCAGGUGUACCUGCUGACUGUGCUGUCACUGAUCCUGGCAGUGUUCUGCGCUCAGGUCCACCCUCGUUACCUCAGCAACGACUGGCGGCGGCUGCGGAUGGCCAUCUUCUGCUGUGUGGCGGGCAUCAGUGUGAUCCCAGCGUGCCACUGGGUCUGGCUCAAUGGAGGGUUCACCACUGAUGUCGUUCAGCUCUUCCUGCCCCGUGUGAUGGUGAUGUACUUGAUAGCUGGAUCUGCCUUCCUGUUCUACGUCACUAAGAUCCCCGAGCGCUAUUUCCCUGGCCAGAUGAACUACCUGGGCGCCAGUCACCAGCUGUGGCACAUACUGGUGGUUGUGAUGUUUUACUGGUGGCACCAGACUGCUGUACACAUCAUGCACUUCAGGCACAGCCAGUCCUGCCCGACCCGGACCAGCAGCAGCUAAGUGAAACAGAUCAAAUCAUUUAAAAGGCAAUUGAUUGUAGAUUGUAAUAACCAACUAAACUCAUUACAUUAACACUCAAAACCUUCUCACCAGUUAGCUGCUGGUUAGAAGCUGCUACCUAAAGGUUGGUCAACCACUCACUAACAGAAGCACCUGACUAUUAACUGAUUAGCUGCUUGUGCCCAGGCCAGCUAUUAAAGGCCAGUAUCCUUUCUUAAAGUCUACUUUAUUCAACAGUAGACAGCAGCUAACAGUGGCUUGGAACUACUGUGAAUUUUUAAUUCUCUGAACAAAAGGGCAGUAGACCAGAGCCUGUAUUAGUUAGUACUUUGGGACUGCUGGCUAGGAGUCAGAAAAUCUACCAGAUAGUAAGGUCAGUCUUCAGAGACUGUGAUCUGAUGUCAAAAAAAUAAGGCAUGUGGCCUUGCAUCAUAACCAUUAGAUCAAUGCAUGAAACAGGAAUUUUAGUUUAUUUGUAGAAACAGACUAAGCUUUGGUGUUUUUAAAUGAUAAUCACAUCUUCUCAUGGUUGGUUUAGAGUUUGAUCUUCUUCUUUUUGUUUGUACAGAGGUUUUGAAAAAAAUAGCCACGAUUCUUUUGAAUCAAACAUAGUAGCCAGUGUGAACAAUGCCUUUUUUUUGCCUCUACUGUUGGUUUCUACAAGACUCAAUUGUAUGAAAAUAUCUUGAUGUCGGAAAGCACAGAAAAAAAUAAUGAUGACGUCAAAGAAACAACUGGAAAUUCAACAUUUGGACACUGUGAAUUGCUAGUCUCUGGGGAAAACUAUGUGUCGCUGCCUCAAAUAUUCAAAGCUUUCGAACAAAAAAGUAGUCAGAGUCAAUCAAUGAGCAAUCUGAAAUAUCUAAUGAGGUCGGGAACUGAACAAGGAAACAAUGUAGGAACCAUAUUUAUUCUACAGUGCAUUGGUUUGUUAGUAUUACUUGAUUUUUGUUGUUUUAUUUUCGUCUUGUCCGUCAUGUUUUGUCUUUGGAACAAAUAGGGAGUCGGUUUUUGAAAAAUACUUUGAUAACUCUUUGCAAUGGCCAAAGCCAUUAUGUUAAAGCUGCACUGGGCAAGAUGUCACAUCAGCCCAAAUCCCAGAGCAACAGAAACAAUCAAAAUGUUGUACAAUCACCAUAAUCUUUGAUCAUCUGUCUCCUGACAUACUGUUGAUUGGUUUUGGGGUCCAGUUAGGGUUCACUGCUAAGACUUUACUGACUUGCCUAUUGCAGCUUUAACAUAUAGAAAAGUACUGUGAAAACACAACAAUAUUAAGGGGAUAUUUACUUAAAUAUGACUAAUCAGAAUGCAAUCUUGGCCAGUAGGCAAGUACUAAAUUGCCUGAGGUUUACAACAAUACCAAUAAUGCUGUGUUUUUUUUAGGGUUAGCAACAAAACAUAUUUUUUCACUUGCCACACAGCACUUUCAUGAGCUCUGAGAUGUAUGCCACUACUCCAAUACAGUGGAGGUGAUUUGAGUUUGUGGAGAAUGAAAAAAUGACAUUUUAAAAAGUCAACCGCAACACUUUUUUUUUCCAGAAACGAUGUCCUCUUUAUUGUGGAAUAAUCUACAGAACACACGGUGUGCAUGGUUAAAUAUCACCAGAUAUGUGAAUAUUUGUUUUUUUCUGGAAAGUUGGGUGAACUGACCCUUGUUAGGUCGCACUGAUGGGUCAACCACCUGCCAUACCAGCCCCAGGGGUCAUCAGUUAUCAGCAGAAGAGGUUAUCAGUUGUCACCCCUGUGGCCCUUUUCUCACUCCUCUCAUACAUGGCAAAUAAAGACUGGGUUUAUAAAAAUAUUGCUUAAAUCAGGCCAGUGUAAAGUGCUUCAGGUACCUUUUUAACAGUCUAGUUCCUCAGUACACAUUGGGACAAUUGCACAUUUUAAUUUUUGGUGUGUUUUACAUAAAUUGUGUUUGUACUUCAUUUGCCUUAUUAUCUUUGAGUAUUUGUACUGUAUAUACACCUACUGUUACAAUCUAUUUUUGGUCAAGAGGUGAACAUAAACCAGAACAAAAGGGUUAAAUUCAGACAGUUAUCAUCUUGGUAUUAUCUUUUCUGUUGCACCACAAGGCCAGUAUGUUUAUUCUUUUUUAUAGUACAGUUUGAUGUUCAGAACAAGUUACACAUUAAUGUUGAGCACUUACUGCUGCAGGCUGCAGAGCUGGAGAAUGCACUGUACAGGUGCUAGAAGAAGUGACUUUCUGUUGCCUUUUUGAGUUUGUUUUUGAACAUGAACCCUCAGAUUAUUAUAAACUGCUUGAUCCUUUUUUUGAAUGAUCUCAUGAUUAUUUUAUCCUGUGUGUUUGCUUUUUUUCCCUUGAAUAUCAUUUGUAUGAUAAAGCACUGGCGCUGACUUAUGAGAUGUAUAUUUAUUUCAGUGCCUCUGCAAAUAUAUUUUUAAACAUUUUGAAUGAAUAAAGAAUGCUGUAAAAUAAA
This is a messenger RNA of Thunnus maccoyii (southern bluefin tuna), 3583 nucleotides long. RefSeq names its product progestin and adipoQ receptor family member 3-like. Gene Ontology annotation, cellular component: membrane. The record is from RefSeq and is a predicted model, not a curated record. Gene Ontology annotation, molecular function: signaling receptor activity. The transcript has 7 exons. The coding region runs from base 195 to 1142 and encodes 315 amino acids. Lineage: Eukaryota; Metazoa; Chordata; Actinopteri; Scombriformes; Scombridae.